This is a messenger RNA of Aquila chrysaetos chrysaetos, 11023 nucleotides long. It is a transcript of the gene SYT16, whose product is annotated as synaptotagmin 16. The coding region runs from base 553 to 2526 and encodes 657 amino acids. NCBI's taxonomy places the organism in Eukaryota, Metazoa, Chordata, Aves, Accipitriformes, Accipitridae. The record is from RefSeq and is a predicted model, not a curated record. The transcript is spliced from 9 exons.
CAACAAGAAGCUCUGCUUUGAAAAGAGAGGUGGGCUCCCAUGCCUGGAACAACAAGGAAGAAGAAAACACUACAGAGAAAAGUCCAGAGUUCAUGAGGGCCUUGGGAAACUUGGUCAGCAGUGACGCUUACAGUUGAUGUGAACCUUGGGCACUGUCUGUGAACUUUCCUCAUAACACUUCUGCAAGAGGCUCCAAUCAACUGAACGGCUUCAAGUGCACAGGCUGGUUUUGGCACUGUGACAAUUUUAACUGGAAAUACAGUUUCAUCGUAGCAAUGUUUGGUUAUCCUUCACUGCAAGGAUGGAAGGGCUUUGCUAACAUCUUGUUAAACAUGAUUCUGGCAGCUACAGGAGGAGCAAAGAGUCCAGAUUUUUCCCAUAACUAGGAUAGAGGAUUUCUUGGCCCAGUGUGGCUGCUGCCUGCCUUCAGCCGAGUCUGUUGACAGACAGCUGUAACCAGAAUGUGUGCGCUUCAGAAAAGCUCCCUGAAUUGUAAGUGACAUGCUGGCAAAGCUGAACAACUGAUCACCAGAUACUGGCAUAGUGUUAAACAUGGCUUCUGAGGCUGCUCAGAAUUUCCUUCAGCCACUGUCUUCUUGGAUGUCUCAAAUAUACGAAGCUAUCCAACAAGCAGGAGACUCUAUAUCUGCUUCACUGCUGAAUUUGAGUGGAGCGGGUCGUAAGUCAGAAGAAGAGAGGAACCAGGACUUGGAGAAUAAUGGAGGAGUUUAUGAGGAUUAUUCUGAGGAAUCAGAUGAUGAACAACACCUGGACCUCUGGGAUGAGGAAUACUUACAUCCUAGAGAAGAUGUUCACAUUGGGGGUCCUGAUCUUGCUUCACAAGACCUCCCUCAUGGCUCUGACAUGGGUCAGCAGAGGCAAAAACAGGUUAAAAAUAUCAGAGGCUUACCAGAGCAGUGUGUUGAAAGCACCAGGUCUUUGACAGCCAAUGGAUCCUACUGGACAAAUGAAGAUCUCCAGCCACUUGAUCGGCUUCCUCCCAUCGCUGAGGAAGAAGGUGAGCCCUCCAUGAGGAUGGGAGGUCAUCAGCACAACCUCAGCUUGGGUGGCUCCUUAAAAAGUAACAAUGGCAAGGCAAGUUUUGCAGCAAACACUUACAGGGAGGAUGAAGAACAGACAGCAACUUCAGGGAGCAGUGAUGAGGUGAUUAAGCAGUUUGAGAUCUCUGUGUCAUGCUCACAGAGUUUUCAAUCAGAAGUAUCUGAAAAAGCAACACCAGCAGGCGUGGAGCAUAGACCCAAAUUCAGCUGUUUGCUCUCCAGCCAUGAGGAGUACGGUACAGAGUUACCUGAAUGCAAAGAUCUGGAUGGACUAAGCCAACUGAGUUACCAAGACAACCUAUCCUGUCGUGAAGAUGACCAUGUAUCUGUUGAUUCAACAACAACAACUGAGAGUAGGGGCACUGGGCAGCGUAAAGGGCCUAGGAUGGAGUCUGUCGUUGCCGAUGGCAUCAGCCAGCAAGCCACAGAAGGAUGUUCAGAAAUGGAGACAGCAUUUACCAACCAGGGAUUUGAAGUAAAUGAUGCUACUGACAGCUCAUCGGCUUGGAGCCCUGAGGAACAUAAUGAAGUGAACAGUGUACCAGCUCAUCAUGGUGCUCAUGAGCCUAUCUGUAAAUGUGGUGAUCUAGAGGUCAUCUUCAGCUAUAAAGCCUCAAGUCAAAAGCUAGUAGUUACUGUCUUGGAGGCCAGGGAUAUCCCAGACAAAGACCGCAGUGGUGUGAACACCUGGCAAGUGCACACAGUCCUGAUGCCUAGCAAGAAACAGAGGGGUAAGACAAGUGUUCAGAGGGGACCCAUCCCCAUGUUCAAGGAUAAAAUUACCUUCAGUAAGCUGGAGCCGGAGGAGUUAAGCAGCCACGCCAUUCGUUUCCGCCUCUAUGCGGUGCACAAGAUGGUUGGAGAGAAGAUGAUGGGAGAGCAGGUGUUCUACCUGAGCAACAUCAGCCAGGAAGGGGAAGCGAAGGUGACAUUGGUCUUGGAGCCAAGGAGUAACUUGAGCAGUGCAGACUCUCAGCUUAGUCUGUCAGCAAUCUCUCACAGUGAUAGCGCUUCUUCAACACAGUCCCUGUCGCAUGGAGGGGUGCCAGAGCUGCUCGUGGGAUUGUCGUACAAUGCCACUACGGGGCGGCUGUCAGUGGAGAUGAUCAAAGGCAGUCAUUUCCGAAACCUCGCAAUUAAUAGGCCACCUGACACCUAUGGAAAGCUCUGCCUGCGCAACUCUGUGGGUCAGGAGAUGUCUCGCUGCAAGACCUCCAUCCGUCGAGGACAGCCCAACCCUGUCUACAAGGAAACUUUCAUCUUCCAGGUUGCCCUCUUCCAGCUCUCUGAUGUCACGCUAAUGAUCUCCAUAUACAACAGGCGCAGCAUGAAGCGCAAAGAGAUGAUCGGCUGGAUUUCCAUGGGUCAGAACAGCAGUGGAGAAGAAGAGCAAAGUCAUUGGCAGGAAAUGAAGGAAUCAAAAGGGACGCAGGUCUGCAGGUGGCACACACUACUGGAGUCCUAGUGGUUACCAGGGCAGCCUGAGGGUCCUGGGACUAUGGGCUGUCUUCCCUUGUUCUCAGUCAGCAGAAAACAGCUAUCCCAUGGCAAGCACCGUGCUCUGACAGGUCACGUAUGCUUUAACCUGACUUCGGUGUCAGCAGUCAUGGGUAUUAAAGGUGGAAAGGCCUGGGAAGCAAGUUUAGUUCCCAUCUUUCCAGGUUGUCCUGCAUUUUUCUACAUUCAAAUAAUUAACCCUAGGGAGAAGGAAUGGGAAUACCUACAAAAUCCUUUCCUUGGUUAGUGUCUUGCUCAUUUUGUCAUAGGCUUAAUCAUCACAGACUGAUUUUGAUGCUGCUUUCUUCUGGGGUAAACUGUCUCCUCCCUCCCUCCUCUUAUUUAUAUUAAUGAAGUUUGCAAAUAUUCUUGACACGCAGAUAGCUCCCAGAAAGGCUAACCUGCAUGCAGAUCACAUUCUCUCCCUUUUAUUAUUGUGUUUCUAAGUCCUAGAAAUAAGCAUUUGAUACCACUGUAGACUGGAUGAUAUAUUUUUCAGGCAGCAUGGGAAAGCACUCUUGAAUUCUCUGUCAACUUUUAAGUGCCUAGACAUUACUACCGUUCUCCUGUACUAACAAUUGAUAUUAGGACUAAACACUACCAGUAUUUUUAAUUAGGCAUCCUGUGCACUUGUUAGCCUGCGUUGCCAUAGGUUUGCACGAGAGAUAACUAGCAUCAGUUUUAUAUUACAAUUAUACAGUGCAUGUUUAGAUGCUUAAUUGAAGUUCAUGGCUUCUGUCAUCAUGAAUACCAAAAAAGACCAGAACAAGCUGCACAUCCACCUUUGUGCCUGAAUCACUCUUUUCUGCAUCAUUGUUUUGCCCAUGUGUUACUUUUUUUUUUUAGAAGUAAGGUUCAUUCAGAAAAGCAUUUCUGUGAGCAUUACACAGGAAAGCUUUAGAUCUGUGAUUUCUCUGUGAUCCAGUUAAGCACAACUCAGUUUGCUGAGGGCUCUUCUUCAAAUGUGCUAUCCUGUAGUAUCUUUUCGGGCUCUGAAAGGGGACCGUUUUUGGCACACUGAGCAGUAGAGGAUGCCAGACCAUGUCACCUCAUCUUCGGGGCGAGCUCUCCUGCAGGCAAGGAGUAGGAUCCGGGGGACCCCCCUAGAGGGGCUGCUGGCUCUGCUGAACUAACAUCAGAGAAAAAUAUUACGCUUCCUGCCUCUAACGGAAAACAAUGCAAGGAGCAGGCUUGCUGGAUGAGGUGAUGACACUUCUAUGUAGUUACUUUUCAGACUAUAUUGUCAUUUUCCAUUUUAAUCUUUUUUCCUGUCUCUGCGAGUUGGAGUCAUGGAGACGAUGGAUAGGGGACAUGUCUUUGUCUGCUACUUGACUACUGAAAGUUUAGCAGUUGUUAGCUGUUGCGAUGCUGUACGUGACACAGCAGAGGAUGUUAAUUGUCUAGUCUAGUGAUGGUACAUAGGCAGUAGGGUGCUGAGAUCUUCCAAUACUAUCAGGUGCCCAGUCUCCUGUUCCCCACGCUCUCUAAGAGAGGACUGGCAUUUGCCCAUUCCUGCAAGACACGGGAAAUAUUUUCCUGAAAAGGUUUGUCUGUACUGAAUCACUUCAUGUUUUGUUUUUGUCAUUUACUGAGACCUGGCACCAAAUUCUGCCUCCUGUUGCACCACAGCUGUCUCCUUCCCUUCAACGGUGCUGUGCAAAACUAACUAGUGCAUAUUUCGGCACUGGCUGUUUGACCAAAAUUGAACCUCAGUGCUGGUUUGCAUCACAUCCAGGCUAGCCAGACCCUGCGGGGCAGUGGUGUGAUACACACAGGUUAUCACUUGGUGUCAUACACACAGGCUUUGUCUGUCCUCAUGAGGCAGACAGAAUAAUCUGCAUGUAGAAGGACUUCUGGUAUAGGUGAUACAAAUUAUUCUACAGGCCAUGGUUUUAUAUAGUCUUAUCACUUACCUGUCUGAGCAUCAUUUUUCCGGUGAGACUGAUGGGUAUCCUAUGCAGGAGGGAUGUCCUCCACUGCCUAGAUAAGCUGGAAUAAUAUCUGCUUUGCACUAUUGGGGCUUUGUAUCACAAAGCAGGAUCUAACCCAAAUGCAGCUCAGCAAACAAAUACAGUUUUGACUGCACUGUUAAUGCUGCUGUAUUACCAAUGCAAGAGAAAAUGAGUAUUUGAGUGGUAACCAGCAGAAUAGAAAUGUUUUUUUAUCAUGUACUUUUCUUCUGGAAAAGAAGUAAAGGAAACAGCCCAAUUCAAAACGUGCAUUUGCUGAUUUCAGUUGUUUUCAAUUCUCUGCAUCUUUUUUCCUGAACUGCAUAAAAUGUAUAUACAAGUGUUUCUAAGUAAUUUUAUUAUCUGGGAUGUCUGUGUAUAAUAAGCUUACUGAGAUUCUCUUCAUAAUUUCUUGAACCUGCAAAGUGUUGCUUAUGCUUACUGAUUAGCUAAGGGAAAAGUGUAAGUUGAUAAUAUGUUUCAGCAGUGAGCUGAAGAUAACCUAGCUUUAUAAUAGUGUGAUAAAAAAAAAAUCCUUGGAAAAGAUAGUUUUAAAAAGCAAUGCAGUAAACUGGUUUUGGACUUCCAUGCUGUUCUCACAUCAAGAUCUUUUCUGAACAUACAGCAUUAAGGGAAUUGAAUUUUAAUAUAUAAUUUCAGUGUAGCGUAUUGAGAGUCAGAGGAAAGCAAGUGAAAAUAGAUUACUUGGAGUAAGUUAAUAUCUGAGCACAUGUUAAAACUUUGCACUCUGAUGGAAGCAGGUUGUUGCAUCCUUGCAACAACAUUUUGGCUUGAUGUUUUACCAGAAGAAUUUGGAGGGAAGGGAAAAGGGAUGAAGCGAGGGGAGCACUGGGGUUUUGGAGCUGCUGCUAAACCUGUUGGCACAUCUGUGCCUUGAGCAGUGCAUUUGUGGGGUUCGUUAAGUUCCUACUGAAGCAAUGGAUGAAUUUAGGAAUCUUGGGAUGAACACGGUGCUGGGGGUGCUCAUGCUUGCUACCUGUAUUUUGGGAUUUUUUUUUUUUGCUUUUGUGCUUUAUUUUUCUUUUCAGUAUUGACUGUCUGUUCAAUGAAGGCUUUGUAGCAGCUCUCCCAUAUUCCAGAGCUCCUGUAAUUCUUCCCAUUGACAGAUUGAAUUAGUCAUUGCUAAUAUUGAUACAAGCUGGGCUUGUGCUCAUGGUCUUUCUUAUGUAAAUACCACUGCCCUUUCAGUCACUGCUUUAACCCCUUGUUUCCUUGGGAAGUGGCUGACAAGCCUGAAUUUCCAGAAAGGUUUCCAUUCCUUGGGAAUCUUGACUUGCAGUUGGCUCUCAGUUGGCAGUGAUCAGUAGACUCCUGGGGCCCUUGGAUGCUCCACUGGCCUCCAUCCACGUGGAUGCCGAUGCUGAUGCCUGAUCUCUGCUCCACGUGGAUGCCGAUGCUGAUGCCUGAUCUCGGCUUCUGUGGGGCUCCAGGUGGGGAGAAGAGCUGUGGGAAGGCCACGGCGAGUUCAGCAAGCAGGAAAGGAACAGCUGACCCGGUUCUGAGAAUCCUCGGGCACUUGCAAGUCCAGAUUAUGGAGGUUUUCUAAUGCACUCAUGUUUUCUAAGAUAAUUCAUCCCUUUUUGACACCACUGUCUGGGAUCCCCUUAUAGCUUAUUUGAAUUUUCUUCUCUUAGAAAAAAAAAAAAAAGCCUGAAAACCCACAAAACCAUUGUGUGGGAAGGAACUAACUACACUGGCGUAAGCCCAGAAUAUUGUGGGCAACUGGAUACAUCUCUGUAUCUCGAACAGUGGCAUUCAGCUAGUUGCAGUCUGUUCCUUCCUUGGUCCCUCUCCAGCCAGCACGCCCCUGUCCUGCUAGGCUUUCUGCUGUUAUUUUAUUUUUUUGUUUUUAAUGUGUAUCGACAACAGAACAGAAUGAUCUCACCACGUUUAUAUUCCCUGUAAUAAUGCUGACUUUCAACUGAUGCCCACAGAAAUGAGUACCUCUUUUAGCCCAGUGAGCUACAGCUAUAGCUUACUGAAGUGCCCAUUUGUAGAGGCUUUAUCUGGAUGGUUUGCUACAUCAUUUGAUUUGUUUAGGUUUCCUUUUUACCAGUGUCUUUAAUUACCUGGACCCUGCUGUUGCCUGCUUGCUCCUGUCCCUCUGGCUUGUCUGCGUUUCCCUUGCAGGGUAAUGUGGGUUGUGCAGCUGCUGGGACACACGGACAAUACUUGGAUAUAUUUUUAGCGGCUGCAGAUCCCAAGAAGUUAUUUGGUGCUUUACAUAGUCGACUGAUCUUCAGUCAUGAGUGUCUUUAGAUGUUCUUGGAUGCACAGAACCAAAGGCUGCCAGCUGCUAUUGAUCAUUUAUCUAGCAUAAAGCCUAAGGUGGCAGCUUGGCAGAAGAGCAGGCAUUUCCUCUGGUGGCAGUUCAUUUUCUCCUUCAGUUGAAGCUGGUGAUGACCUUGGAGCUAGUGUGCCUGCAGAGCUUUCUUUCCACUCCCAUAUUUAUCAUCAUCUUUAAUCUGUAUGAUCACUGCACUUCAUCUCUCUGCCUCUCAGCUGCCUUCUGCCCUUCAGCACGAAAGGUGGUGGACAGAAAGGCUGAGCAAAGAAUAUGGCCUUCCCUAUUGCAUUAUCCCCAGGCUCAAGGGGACCUGACUCCUGGAGGGGUCAUCUUAAAGUUAUGAUGCUCACGAUCAAGACCUCGCCUCCCUGCUCUCUAGUGCACUUGUGGAGUUUGAAGCUUGUUGGUUGGGCUGUGAUACUUUAAUAAUUACAAAGUAGUGACACCCGUUCACCUCAGUGUGGACCGAGUUAAUGACAGAGGAAACAACCUGUUCUGUACUUGCUUGCUUCUUUUUUUUGUAGGCAUCGUGUUCUGUAAAAGGACAACAGAGCCUGAAGGAAUUAGUAUGCAGGAGCAUCCGCUUUCCAUUUAAAAUGCACUAACUGUGAUGUUUGCAACUAUGGUUUGAGGGGAAAAAAAAGCAGCCAGGGCUUGUAGAAGAGCUCACACUUUGAAUGAGGCAGGUUUUCCCUUCAGCGUGCACUACCCCAGCAAAUACAUUCGCAUACCCCAGGCACUGAUGCUGGCUCCCAGCUGAUCUGCUUCUGUGAUAAAAGCAGCCAGAAGCUGACAGAUCCUAAAGCUUGGAAAGACAUACAGGAUAAUCCAACAUAGCUGGUUUAUGUGUUUAUUUGGAAUCUGGUGCAGAUUUAACAAGCUGUCAUGCAAGAAAUGAAAACUCCAAGCAGUGGCCGGGAAGGUGGUGGGGAGGGAAGGCUCUCGGUGUGCUUGUGCUGCCGUAGACCUGGGACUUUGCUCGCUCUGUACUCCAGAAAGCAGCACAGCCGGGCUGCAGUGGCAUCAAGCUUUAGCUGAAACCCAGUUUCUCUGCAUGAUUCCUUAGCUCCAGAUCUGCUGAAGGCAUACAAGUUAGGUUUUCUUCUUUUUUUUCGGUGCAGAGUGAGCUCGUGUCUUCCUGCAGCCUACGCUGUAGGCCUGAAGAAAUGAAUGUGUAAAUAUUUUGUCUCUCACAGCAGCCCAAGGUCAUCUUUCUGGAACAGCAAACAGGCACAGAAUCCAAAGAAGAUCAGUCUGUCAUGUGAGUAAGGUUAGCAUCUGCACUUACAAAUGACAAAGGCUAUUAAUCCUUAUGCUGUAAUCCCCAAGCUGUUUGCCAGCUGGCAGCAGGAAGAUGUUCCUGCUCAACCCACACAGCUAUCCAUGUUUUUUCACCUUUAUGAAGCAGAUAUAGGUCAAUACUGACUGUAGCCUGGAUAAAGAACUUGGUAGAUACCAUUCAUCUCUUCUAGCGUUACAAUCCCUCUCUUCUCCACACAAGCCAUCUGUACAAAUGAGGGUGUAAGAGGAGAGCUGUGCGCUGGGCUCUCCCUGUGCUGCUCCCUCAAAAUAGAAGGCUGAAGGUGAGAUUUUUUUUUUCCCCUUCUGCUCCUGACUUUGUCAUGGGAGGAUGAAUUUUGAGAUCUUGCUGCAGAGCUGAACAGCCUGAGCAAAGCUCUGUCACUGGAGAGGUCUUUACACACAGUGCAGGGAAAACUCAGUGCUUGUAGAAGGCAGAUAAAAGUCCAGUGUUGAGACUUUUUUGAUCCUAAUUUGGGAACCUGCAUGGGAUUUCAGUAUUGCCCAUCACAGGGACAUAAAAACCUGAAUCCUACAAGUUGAAACCACUGUUGAAGCAGGAGGAAGUCUGCCGCUUGGCAGCGAUGCAGGUAGGCUGUGGUAGUCUGUAUGAUCUUGCAUAACAACAAACUGUAUGGUCACCAUGUUGCAUCCAGUGAGUAUUAGGCAGCUAAGGUUGGAAAAAGUUGAAGAAGAGACCCAAAAGCCACAUGGGAGCUAUGGAGCUCCAUUCGGACCUGUUAGUUGCUCAUCUCUUUAGAAAAUUGGAAAGCACAUCAUUGGGUUUUACUUAACAAAAGUGGUUUAACAGAAGUCACAGCUCCUUGGGCAGCUGCAGGUGCAAGGAAGUGAGGACAUCACCUCCUGGCUAUUGAGUUUCCUCCUGGCUGUAAUAGGUGACCACCAAAUAGAUACCAAAUACUCUGGAAGUGUCUAUCCCCUGUAACAUCAUAUCCAGCGUGGGAUGGUCUCAUUGAGUAACAAGAGAUGAAAAGCUGAUCUUGGCCAUGGGCGAAGAACGAGAAGGAUUCAGGAUUCAGACAAAAGCUAAAUUCUUUCCUGAGUCCCACAACCAUUAAUUAGCCUUGACCUCCAGGGGGGGCAUUUUAUUGUGCCAAAUACUUCCCUCUCCCUUCAUUUCUCAGACUUAGGAGAACAUUGCAAAUUUCUCUCUUCAUUAGCAGCUGGGAAAAGUCAUCUAAUUUUGCCAGCUUUCCUCAUCCCUGUUGUGUCUUGUUAACACUUUCCAGGUGCUUUUCCUUCACACCAUCUCCACCAUCGCAUCUCCCAUCCUGUCAUUAGUAUCUAUAGAGGUCUGCUCCAAGUCAGGUCCACGCCUGGUAGCAAUAUUUUAUGUUCAUGGUGCUCAGGAUAAAACCUGUCCUCCAAUCUCUUGCUGUCACUACGUGGCACCUCAAGCACAAGUUUUCCAAUUAAACAGGUACCGCAUCUCUCCCGUAGUCCUCUGCUGGCACUGCUGUGGUUUUUGUCUUGCUGGGCUUGUAUUCUCAGCUGUAACUUCAUUGACUUUUUCCCAGCAGAGGGUUUUGUUUGUCAAGAAGAGUAAAUGAAGUAAUCAUUUGGUAGACUUAGCAUUUAAAUACUGCGUGGCAUUUAUAUGUGUAUAUAUAAAAAUGUUUUUUUUGUGGUAGAGUGCCCCCAGGCAUUUGCAUGAAGCACAUCUCAGUGUAUAUUUGGCUGUUGAUUUAAAUAUACUGUAUGUAAUAAGUCAUUUUUAGUGUGUAUUGGCUUCUUUCUAUAUUGGAACGAUAUACCAUUUCUGGCAGGUAUAUGUUUUUGUCAUCUCACUGCUGCACUCACAGCUGGACAGUGGCUGAGGUGUGUGUGUGCAUCUCCUCUUUCCUCCACACGCCCUAUGACAUGGUAGUCCUUCCCCUCCACCAGCUUUGUGGGUGGACAUCCGUCGCUGCUGGGGUACGUUGCCGCAGGACAACGUUGUAAGCCUACUUACUGCAUCUCCCUCCUGGUAGGGGUUUAGUAGAAUAAUCCGCCUUUAAGGUUUUUUUUCCUUUCGUUGCUGUCGUAUCCCCAGCACAAACCAUGGGCAGGGAGCAAGCUGGUUGGUAUUCUGCGUAAUUCAGCCCUGUGGCUGAGGGUGCAUCAGGACUAAUAAAGAUCUCAGCUCUCCUUUCCCAGCCUGAGAUGCACAAGCACAAAAUUUAUCUAUAAAUCGAUCACUCUAAAUAAUAACAAUACAGACAAAUUAAUAAAAAUACCAGGUCCCUAACUUCUGUCGGUGCAAAAGCAAGUCUUCUAGAGCUUGAAUUUAUUGCUGAAUUAUUUUUAUGAUAAAUACAUCUAUAAAAGGAGAAUUGUUCAUAUUGUGAAGCUUAUAAGAAACAAAUUCCUGUACCCUUUUCACUUUUGUAAAGUUCAAAGAUUUGCACUGAAAAUUGUACCUUCGUUCUAGUUAAUAAAUGGCUGAUACUGACUGGUGAGGCCACGAGAAUGGUAUGAGCAUCAUUUCGCUUGCUGUGUGUGUGAUUGAAAGAGAUAUCUGAAGUACAAAACCAUGAUAAAAAAGAUAAAAAAUACGAUGAAAAGAUGUUUGGAUAUUCAACAGGAAGAGUGGUACGGGUUUAUUCUUAGCUUUUCAUGUACUUGACAAUGAAACAUUUUUAUUCUACUUAAGUGCUAACGUGCAUGAUCAUACAAUAUAUUGCCUCUCGCUAAUUAUAUGCUGCGUUACGAAUACUAAUGUCUAGAUGAUAUCUGACUGGGAAAAAAAGCAUUAAACCCAGCUUCUGCAGAAUUCUGGGCUGAAAUUAUCCACACACACAUACAACCAUCCACACCUUAGAAACAGUCUUAUUUUGUUAUGGUGAACGCUGUUGUUGCAGGUUUUUAUCAAUAAAAUAGAAGCAGAUGGCUCAUGUACACAUGCAAAA